AUGGCAAACAAGCAAUCUGCGACCCUGGACCAGCUCCUAGUCCCAUCCAUUCUCCCGCAGGUCUACACGUUCUGGUUUCAGCACAUCUCCUCAGACGAGCGCCUGCUCCUCCCCUCCCCGGAAGACUGGAAGAGAUGGUUCUUCAAAUCCGACGAUUUCGACGCCGCAUGCACAUCCCAAUUCUCGCCCGUCCUCGCCGCCAUCCGCGAGGCCAACGCUUCCGCAGAGGAGCUUCUGUCUAAAUGUCAACCCUCCACCGCACAAGACUGGCUAGCCCUCAUCAUCCUGCUCGACCAACUGCCCCGCAACAUCUACCGGGGCGAAUCCUCCCGCAUCGUCUUUGAAUUCUUCGACCCCCUCGCAAGAUCUAUCGCCCUCAAAGCCGCGGAAGCAGGAUACCCAUCCAGCAGUGGCUGCCCCUUCCGCUACCGCCAGGGCCAGCGCAUAUGGUUCUAUAUGCCCUUUAUCCAUGCCGAGGACCUUCGCAUGCAGGAGCUUGCGCGGGUCAAGUAUGAGGAGAUGGCGGAGGAUUUCACCCGUCUGCUUGACGGGGAUGCGACGGGGUUAUCAGAUGACGAGGCGGAGUGCCGACGUAUUCUCGUAGAGAAUCGGGACAGGCUGGAGGAGCAGCUGAAGCUCCAUUUCCGGGUGCAGAGGGAGCAUUAUGAACCCAUUGAGCGGUUCGGGCGGUUUCCGCAUCGGAAUGCGGCGUUGGGGAGGGAGACAAGCGAGGAGGAGAGGAGGUUCCUGGAGGAGGGUAAGAUGUUUGGGUAG
Messenger RNA from Aspergillus udagawae, 774 nucleotides. RefSeq names its product DUF924 family protein. The coding region runs from base 1 to 774 and encodes 257 amino acids. The record is from RefSeq and is a predicted model, not a curated record. Gene Ontology annotation, molecular function: protein binding. Lineage: Eukaryota; Fungi; Ascomycota; Eurotiomycetes; Eurotiales; Aspergillaceae. The transcript has 2 exons.